Molecule: messenger RNA, 1355 nt
Organism: Folsomia candida
Lineage: Eukaryota; Metazoa; Arthropoda; Collembola; Entomobryomorpha; Isotomidae
Exons: 3
Coding region: 59-1252 (397 amino acids)
Molecular function (GO): protein binding
Source: RefSeq, a predicted model, not a curated record
UGGUUUCGAUGAAGUUGAACGACUUUCGAGCCUGCCUCGUUUGAAUAAACAUUCCAAAAUGCUCGAAAUUUUAAAAGCCUCCAAAAUAUUUCCGAAUCAAAGACUCCCCUCACAUUUUCUCGAAAUUGAGGGGAAAGUUAGCGUUGUCUGCAUUCCGGGGAAGGGACGAGGUCUUUUUGCUAAACAAGUUUUUAACCCAGGCGACCUUAUCAUUGGGCAUCGCGCAUUGGAGAUAAUUUUUCCAGAUUCGGCAGCAACUGUGCCGUCGUCCAUAUUGCUCAGCAGGGUGAAAAGGUUCCGCUGUUUGAAAGAGUCGUUGGCGAAAUUAGCUUCGACUGAUGAGGAAGUUAGGAGAAAACUGUAUUUUUUACAUGCAGGACCUAAACUCGGUUUUGUGGGGGGAGAUGAACGUGAAGUUAAGAAAUCGAUAAGUUUGGCGAGGAUUGAAGGGGUCAUCCUGGUCAAUGGGUUUCAAGGUCCGAGCACACGCGUGGGUGAGACGGGUGGACCAUUCGGAUUGUGGUAUUUGCCCUCCUUUAUAAAUCACGACUGCUCAAGAGCAAACGCAAAUUGGAACAUUGUCAACGAUUUCAUAUUUAUAAUCGCUGCUAAACAAAUUUGUGUGGGAGACGAGAUUUUGAUAAGCUAUAUUGAUCCUGAUCAGCCAUACGCUGUCCGGAAUGAGCUCCUCCUAAAACACGACUUUAUCUGCACAUGCAAAUUGUGCAAUUUAGAGAGAGACGAAGGUGAAUCCAUUAGAAGACAAAGGGACACAAUUCUAGCCAAAUUUAAAAAUCAUGUCGAUUCCAUCAGUUCAAAUUUUCUACCCGAUGUCCAAUUACUGUCAUCAAUUUUAGAGGAAUUAAAGUUUCUGAGGCGUGACCUUCCCUUAGAAGAAAACCCCUUCGUCCUCCAACCCAUGAUGCAAUUGGGCCUCGCCCUCUUUGAGAGGAACAAGUACAACGAAGCAAUUCCACUAUUUGAAGAUGCCAUCAAACUCUGUCGUCGACUGAUUCAGUUUUCCUCCGUGGCGACCACCCUCUCGAUCGCAGUGUUAAAAUGUUAUCUAAAUUUGACACCAGAAAAUACAAGCACAAACUACGAGGUAACAAUUAAAAAUUGGAUUUAUGCCAUGAGAGACUGCAUCAUCAUCCAGUACGGAUCUCGACAAGGGGACGACGACGAGUGGCGUGGCAUCCUGGAACUUCGAAUGCCUGGCCUUCUCUCACAAAUUGAGCCGUAUCUUAAAUAAAUUGUAAUUUGAUACAUACCGGAAAACUGUAUGUUUUGAGAUAUUUACAUAAAAUAAAAAAAGAGUACACAUUUUUACAGAUAUGUACCGAUAAAGAAAUCAA